This is a messenger RNA of Cercospora beticola, 2070 nucleotides long. It is a transcript of the gene ACU5, whose product is annotated as acetate--CoA ligase. Lineage: Eukaryota; Fungi; Ascomycota; Dothideomycetes; Mycosphaerellales; Mycosphaerellaceae. Gene Ontology annotation, cellular component: cytosol. Gene Ontology annotation, molecular function: AMP binding; acetyl-CoA synthetase activity. The record is from RefSeq and is a predicted model, not a curated record.
AUGGGCGACGCAGGUCCCAUCGCCGCAAGGCACUCUGACGCACUGUUAGUGCCGCUCGAGCGCUUCGGAAAGUCUUCGCCCCAUCCACGUGUGCAGAACUUGAAAGCAUACGAGAAGCUUUACAAGAAGUCGAUCGAGCAGCCAGAUCAGUUCUGGGCUGAACAAGCACGCUCGCUGAUCACCUGGGAGCGUGAUUUUGGCGAUCUUGUCCACGAAGGCAGCUUCAAGGAUGGCGACAAUGCCUGGUUUCCGGAAGGCCGACUAAAUGCCUCGUUCAAUUGCAUUGACAGACAUGCUAAGCGCAAGCCAAAUGCUACAGCAAUCAUCUUCGAGCCUGAUGAGCCAAGCAGUCCGAACCGAUCCUUGACGUGGAAAGAGCUGCAGAGAGAUGUGUCACGUUUGAGCUGGGUCUUGACGCGUGACUUUGGUGUCAAGAAGGGCGACACUGUUGCCAUAUAUAUGCCAAUGGUUCCGGAGGCUUUCGUCGCUGUCCUGGCUUGCACACGCAUAGGUGCCAUCCACUCGGUCGUAUUCGGUGGCUUCUCUGCCAACGCUCUCCGCGACAGGAUCCUGGAUGCCGACGCCCGUGUUGUCUUGACAGCCAACGAGGGGGCUCGUGGCGGGAAGGUCAUCGCUCUCAAGUCAAUUGUCGACGAAGCUCUCAGCCAAUGCCCAAAUGUAGCGAGCUGUCUGGUCUAUCGAGCUACGAUGAGCGCAGUGCCAAUGCAGGCAGGGCGAGAUUUUGACUGGACCAGAGAGACUCAAAAGUGGCCUGCGGUGUUCACACCGGUCUCGAUGUCAUCUGAGGAUCCGCUCUUCAUGCUGUAUACCUCGGGUUCGACUGGAAAGCCGAAAGGAUUGAUGCACACCACCGCCGGAUAUCUGCUUGGUGCCGCAUUGUCAACGCAAUACGUCUUCGACAUCCACGCGGACGACGGUGAUGUUUUCUUCUGUGGAGCUGAUAUCGGCUGGAUUACUGGCCAUUCGUACUCAUUGUACGGCCCGCUGAUGCUGGGCUGCAAUGUUGUGAUAUACGAAGGCACUCCGGUCUAUCCAUCGCCAUCGCGAUAUUGGGAGAUCAUCGAGAAGCAUAGUGUCACCCAACUGUACUCAGCGCCAACAGUGCUUCGCCUUCUCAAGCGCGCUGGCGAUCAGUACGUCAAAAGCGACGCGGUGCAGUCGAGCUUGCGAGUCGUUGGGUCUGUGGGAGAGCCACUCGCGGCGAACGUGUGGCAGUGGGUACAUGAUGUGGUCGGCCGAGGUCAGAUCCAUGUCGUUGACACCUUCUUCCAGACAGAGACAGGCUCUUAUCUCAUCGCGCCUCUGGCCGGUACGACUCCGUCCAAGCCAGGUUGCUGUACACUCCCAUUCUUCGGAGUGGAGCCCGCUCUACUCAAUCCUGCCACAGGUGUUGAGAUCGCAACUCCUGGAAUUGAGGGAGUCCUCACCAUUAAGCGGCCGAUUCCAAGCAUGUCGAGGACGGUUUGGCGCGACCACAAUCGAUUUAUGAAUGUCUACUACAACCCAUAUCCUGGAUACUACUUCACCGGCGACGGCGCGAUCAGAGACCAAGACGGGUAUUUCUGGAUCCAAGGACGCGUCGACGAUGUGAUUAAUGUGGCAGCUCAUCGUUUAUCAACGGCUGAGAUUGAAGCAGCACUUCUAGAGCACGCCUACAUGGCUGAAGUCGCGGUUGUCGGAGUUCCAGAUGAUCUUACUGGCCAGGCCGUGACUGCUUUCGUCUCCUUGAAUCGGAGCAUUGACAAUGCUGAAGCUGUCAGAAUCGCAAAAGAGCAGGUCUCCACCAGCAUUGGAAAGUUUGCCUCGCCCAAGCAUGUCGUGGUCGUCCAGGACCUGCCGAAGAACCGAGCGGGCAAGAUCAUGAGGAGACUGCUGCGGAAGAUCUGGUGCGGCGAGGAGGAUCAACUGGGCGACAUCACGACGCUGGUGAAUCCGGCGGCCAUUCCUGCCAUCAUCAGCGCCGUCAACCCAGGCAGAGCACCGCAGACGCCCGAGCCGACGGAAAUCGAUCAGCUCCAGAACUUGGCGCGGCGGAUGUCCAUCUGUUGA